UUAGAAACCGUCCGAUUAAAAAAAUAGAUGAUGAACGGCGAGGAUCCGAACCCGACUUCUCACUCUCUCUCCCCAAUCAGGAUACCAAUGAGUUCAUUCUCUCUCUCUCUCCAAUCAGUACACCUAUCGGCUCAUCUGCCCCCACCCCGUCCAUCGAUGGCCUGCACAGCGGAAGAGCAAGAGCAACGCAGCAGUACUCCUCUACUCCUCAGACACAGCGGCGGCGAUCGAUCCCUCUCCUUCCCCUCCGCCCUUGCCUCCAGCUUCCGGCUGAAAACGACGGUGUGGGCGGAGCUCGGCGGCUCCGUGGGGGACCUCGGCACCUACAUACCCAUCGUGCUCGCCCUCUGCCUCGUCAACGGCCUCGACCUCGGCACCACGCUCGUCUUCACCGCCCUCUACAACGCCACCACCGGCCUCCUCUUCGGCAUCCCCAUGCCCGUCCAGCCAAUGAAGUCCAUCGCCGCCGUCGCCAUCUCCGAAUCCACACCCCUCUCCAUCCCGGAGAUCAUGGCCGCCGGUCUCUCCACCGCCGCCGUCCUCUUCCUCCUCGGCGCCACUGGCCUCAUGUCCUUUCUCUACCGCUUCAUCCCCGUCCCCGUCGUCCGCGGGGUCCAGCUCUCCCAGGGCCUCUCCUUCGCCUUCUCCGCCAUCAAAUACAUCCGCUACGACCAGGACUUCGCCGCCGCCAAGUCCGGCGGCCCCCGCCCCUGGCUUGGACUCGACGGCCUCGUCCUUGCCCUCUCCACCCUCCUCUUCGUCAUCCUCGUCACCGGCUCCGGCGAGAACGACGAGGACCGGCAUCGACAAGGGCAAUUCGAAUCCCCUCCUCACGGCUCCUCCCAUCGCCCUCAUGGCCGCUGCCGGAGGAGGUCAUGCAUCCCUUCCUCGAGGAUCCCCGCCGCGCUAUUGCUAUUCUUGUUAGGGCUGGUCCUCUGCUUCGUUCGAGACCCAUCCAUCAUCGGAGACCUCAGAUUCGGGCCUUCGAAGCUCCAGAUCGUGAGGAUGACGUGGGACGACUGGAAGGUGGGAUUCUUGCGGGCGGCGAUCCCGCAGAUCCCCCUCUCGGUGCUCAACUCGGUGAUCGCCGUGUGCAAGCUCUCCGCCGACCUCUUCCCGGACCGGCAGGUGUCGGCGGCGGCGGUGUCGGUGAGCGUGGGGCUGAUGAAUCUGGUGGGUUGCUGGUUCGGGGCGAUGCCCGUCUGCCACGGCGCCGGCGGGCUGGCCGGGCAGUACCGGUUCGGCGGGCGGAGCGGGGCGUCGGUCCUGUUCCUGGCGGUGGGGAAGCUGGCGCUGGGGCUGGCAUUCGGGAGCUCCUUCGUCAGGAUCCUGGGCCAGUUCCCCAUCGGGAUCCUCGGGGUGCUGCUGCUCUUCUCCGGGAUCGAGCUGGCCAUGGCGUCGAGGGACAUGGGCACCAAGGAGGAGUCCUUCGUCAUGCUCGUCUGCGCGGCCGUCUCCCUGACGGGGUCCAGCGCCGCGCUCGGGUUCGGCUGCGGGAUUGUGCUCUACCUUCUCCUCAGGCUGAGGGAGCUCGACUGCUACUCUCUCCUUCUCGCAAAUCGUGGUGCUCCGAUCGGGGAGCAAGCUGGGGUCUAGUCUGUUUUUUAAUAUUGCGUCAGGAAGAAUAAAAGAAAAGGCUUGGUCUUUCUAUCAU
Messenger RNA from Elaeis guineensis (African oil palm), 1654 nucleotides. Its product is annotated as molybdate transporter 2. NCBI's taxonomy places the organism in Eukaryota, Viridiplantae, Streptophyta, Magnoliopsida, Arecales, Arecaceae. Gene Ontology annotation, biological process: molybdate ion transport. Gene Ontology annotation, molecular function: molybdate ion transmembrane transporter activity. The record is from RefSeq and is a predicted model, not a curated record.